AUCACACUCACACUAGCUAGUAGAGUUCCCUCUUAUACUUCUUUUUUCUUUCAUGUGCUUCUUCUCUCUAAAACCUAAAACCCAAAACACACGCACAAAAAAUAUUAAGAUGGCAUGCCAAGAUUGGCCAGAGCCAGUGGUUCGAGUCCAAGCCUUAGCUGAAAGUGGCUUAAGUUCAAUCCCUGAACGUUUCAUCAAGCCUAUGUCACAAAGAUCUCCAAACCAAGGUUCCAACACUGAGAACAUCAAUAUCCCAGUCAUUGAUCUUCAACACCUUUAUGGUGAGGACCAGAGGCUUAGAGAGGAGACACUCAAGCUUGUUUCUGAGGCUUGUAGAGAAUGGGGGUUCUUUCAGGUGCUGAACCAUGGUGUUAGCCAUGAUUUGAUGAAGCGUGCGAGGGAGGUUUGGCGUGAGUUUUUUCACCAACCAGUUGAGGUAAAGGAGAAGUAUGCUAAUUCACCAAUUACUUAUGAGGGUUAUGGAAGUCGUUUGGGCGUGAAAAAAGGUGCCAUUUUGGAUUGGAGUGACUAUUUCUUUCUCCAUUACAUGCCAUGUUCUCUUAGGAACCAAGAAAAGUGGCCUUCCCUUCCAACAUCUUUGAGGGAUGUGAUUGCUGAAUAUGGUGAGCAAGUUGUUAAACUAGGAGGAAGGGUACUUCAAUUAUUGUCAAUAAAUCUUGGCCUAAGAGAGGAUUUCCUUCUAAAUGAAUUUGGUGGAGAAAAUGAUGUUGGUGCUUGCUUAAGGGUGAAUUUCUAUCCAAAGUGCCCUCAACCUGAUCUCACUCUUGGCCUCUCCUCUCAUUCAGACCCUGGUGGCAUGACCAUUCUUCUCCCUGAUGAUUAUGUUUCUGGACUUCAAGUACGCAGGGGAGAAGAUUGGAUCACUGUUAAGCCUGUCCCAAAUGCUUUCAUUAUCAACAUUGGAGACCAAAUUCAGGUGCUGAGUAAUGCAAUAUACAAGAGUAUAGAACACAGGGUGAUUGUGAAUUCAAACAAAGAUCGAGUUUCAUUGGCUUUCUUUUAUAACCCCAGGAGUGAUUUACUUAUUAAACCUGCUAAGGAGCUUGUGACUAAGGAUAGACCAGCACUCUACCCACCAAUGACAUUUGAUGAAUACAGACUUUAUAUUAGGACAAAAGGACCCAGUGGAAAAGCUCAAGUUGAAUCUUUGACUCCCCAAACGUGAUUAAUUCCACUUGUGUCAUUUGCAAUGGACACUUGAUCACUCUUCAUGAAAUAUAUUUACAAUUAUUGGAAUGUUAAUUAAAGCUCUUCAUCUUUUUUCUCUUUUUUUUGGUGCAAUAGUUGAAGUUUAGAAAAAAGAAAAAAAAGAAGCUUGACUCACAUGUCAGACUUCCCCUUUUAUGUAUUUUCUUAUCUCAAAAUGAGUUAUUGCCUCAGUCAAUUCAAGAAAGAAAAUGAAUAAUGGGGAGUGGUAGGGUUGUAACUUUCUAUCUAGUUGCCCUAGUGGGAUGCUAACUAAAGCUCACCGCAGCUUAUGC
Messenger RNA from Gastrolobium bilobum, 1502 nucleotides. RefSeq names its product jasmonate-induced oxygenase 2-like. The record is from RefSeq and is a predicted model, not a curated record. The transcript has 3 exons. The coding region runs from base 53 to 1186 and encodes 377 amino acids. Lineage: Eukaryota; Viridiplantae; Streptophyta; Magnoliopsida; Fabales; Fabaceae.